UAACGUCAUCUUCGUUUCACUGACUCGGCUGACAACCUCACGCACACUCAGCUCAGCUUACCAUUCUCUCUCUCUCUCUCUCAUCAUGUAGAAGCAGAGAGAGAGAGCUUGAAGAAAGAAACAUGGUGUCGUCGUCUCAGAAGAAGAGCCUCCACUCUCUGCUCGCCGCAAAGCUCAGCAACCUCACUAUCCCGCCUUCCUCUUCUUCUUCGUCCUCCUCUCCACCUCAAGACUUCGACUUUAACGACCUCUUCGGCCCCACCACUGCCACCCCCAAUGACCAAUCAACCUCCGCCACGUCGCUCCCUCCGGCUCCACUGGUCAUCCACAACCGCUCUCACUCCUUCGUGGGCCCCUCCCCGCGCUUCGCUCCAUCUUCCUCCCUCCCUUUCACCGCCGAAUUCCUCGAUUCCCAGAGCGACGAAGACGAAUCCGAAAACCCAGACGGAACUGAUAAUCGGAAUGAUGGGGAAUCGGAAAAGACCGAGCUCGCAGUCAAAGAGAGAGCUCGUAAGUUUGGGCCUGCGGAUUUUGAGAUGCUCAGAGUUGUGGGUAAGGGCGCGUUUGGGAAGGUCUUUCAAGUGAGAAAGAAGGGCAACGAUGACAGUAACAACAACGAAAGUGAUGGGCUUUAUGCUAUGAAGGUUAUGAGAAAAGACACAAUUAUAAAGAAGAACCAUGUGGAUUAUAUGAAAGCUGAGAGAGACAUCCUCACUAAGGUUGUGCACCCUUUUAUUGUCCAGCUUCGCUACUCUUUCCAGACCAACUCUAAGCUUUAUUUGAUCAUGGAUUUUAUAAAUGGAGGGCAUCUCUUCUUUCACUUGUACCGGCAGGGAAUCUUUAGCGAGGAUCAAGCAAGACUGUAUACUGCUGAGAUAGUAUCUGCUGUUGCACAUCUUCACAAGUGCGGGAUCGUGCAUCGGGACCUUAAACCUGAAAAUGUUCUUGUGGAUUCUGACGGGCAUGUCAUGCUAACUGAUUUUGGACUAGCAAAGGAAAUUGAUGAAGCCAGCAGAUCAAAUUCAAUGUGUGGGACCACAGAAUACAUGGCUCCUGAAAUAUUGCUGUCUAAAGGCCAUAACAAAGAUGCAGAUUGGUGGAGCAUUGGUAUACUUUUGUAUGAGAUGCUAAGUGGGCAGCCACCAUUUAUGCAUGCGAAUAGAAAGAAACUCCAGGAGAGAAUCAUCAAAGAGAAAGUUAAACUUCCACCUUAUCUUACCAGUGAAGCUCACUCCUUGCUCAGAGGAUUGCUACAAAAGGAUCCGUUACAAAGGUUGGGGAGUGGGCCUAAUGGAGGUGAUAAUAUCAAAAGUCAUAAAUGGUUUCGAUCAAUCAACUGGAAGAAGUUGGAGGCCAGAGAACUGCUCCCAAAGUUCAAGCCGGAUGUGAGUGGAAAAGACUGCACAGCCAACUUCGAUCGGUGCUGGACUACAAUGCCUCUGGACGACUCACCAGCUCCCACACCAACAGCGAGUGAGCAUUUCCAGGGAUAUACUUACGUGGCACCUAACCCGUGGCUUUCGUCUGCAUAAACUGAAGGCUGCUGCUAGACUAGAGUGUUAAAGGAAAAAAGAAGGAGAACUAAAUGAAGUGAAGACGAUUUGAAUGAAGCCCCCAUUCCAAAUUGCCGUCAAGUAACGAUGUAAGUGUUGAGUUUAGAAUAUGUUUAACAUCAUCUCAAGUGUACAUUUUAU
This is a messenger RNA of Prunus avium (sweet cherry), 1694 nucleotides long. RefSeq names its product serine/threonine-protein kinase AtPK1/AtPK6. Gene Ontology annotation, biological process: protein phosphorylation. Gene Ontology annotation, molecular function: ATP binding; protein serine/threonine kinase activity. The record is from RefSeq and is a predicted model, not a curated record. NCBI's taxonomy places the organism in Eukaryota, Viridiplantae, Streptophyta, Magnoliopsida, Rosales, Rosaceae.